AAAAUGGAUAGUAUAGAAGAACCUCAAAAAAAAGUCUUUAAGGCUCGAAAAACAAUGAGAGUGAGUGAUCGUCAGCAACUUGAAGCAGUGUACAAGGUCAAGGAAGAACUACUGAAAACUGAUGUCAAGCUGUUAAAUGGCAACCAUGAAAAUGGAGAUUUGGACCCAACCUCACCUUUGGAAAAUAUGGACUAUCUUAAUGACAAGGAAGAGGUGAAUGGCAUUGAGGAUCUUUGUUUUGACCCUGAAAAAAGUAAAGCAGAAUGGAAAGAAACACCCUGUACCUUAAAUGUUCAUGUAAAAAGCAAGCAGGAUGAUGACGUAAAGUGUGAACCUUUGUCUGCCAAUAAUGUAAGUCCAGAUCUAGCCUCUAAACUGACUGCUGAACCAUCUUCUGGUGAUCCAGCUUCUGAUCUGGCUACUGGAGGUCUGGGGUCUGGAGAUUCUGUCUCUGGAGACCUGGCCUCUGAAACAUUAACCUCUGGUGAUCCUGCUUCUGGUGACCCUAUCUCUGGAGAUCUUGCCUCUGGUGAAACAGCCUCCAGUGAACUGGUCUCCAGUGAGCCAGUUUCUAAUGAACUGGUCUCCAGUGAACCAGUCCCUGGUGAGUCAGUCUCCACUGAACCAGUCUCCAAUGAUUCAGCGUGUGAUGAUCCGGCCUCUCAUGAUCUUGCCUCUGAAUCACUGGCCUCUGAUGAUCCAGGCUCUGGUGAUCUGACUUCUAGUGAUCCAGCUUUUGGUGAUUCAGCCUCUGGUAAUCCAGCCUCUGAUGAACCAGCUUCUGAGACAGCCUUUGACUCCACCUAUGACCCAAGUUCAGUACCAGCCUGUGAACCAGUUCCUGAAACUGAUAGUACAGAGCCCAAUAGCAAUAAAGGUGAUGAUUUUCUUCAACAAAAUAGAGACAAUGAAAAGUUAGAUCAAGUUUUCUCAUUUGAUGAGAAAAAUAAAGCUGAUAGUAAUAGUGAUGCUGAUGCGGAAGCUCUUGAAACAGGUGAUACAAUUAUUUGUUCAGAUCUGUCUCCUGAAAAGAAGUUAGAAGAAGAUACAAUCACAGAAUCUGCUCUUGGAGAGGAGGCUAUAUCUAGCAGUGUGGAGAUUGACCACAGUGAAAAGAAUGAAGAAGAAAAUUCUGCAGACCUUAUAGAAACCAUUAGUGAAGAUGUUAUAAAAGAUGACAAAAAUGAGAAUAUCCUAGAAAAUACAGAUUCUAUGGAGACAGAUGAAAUCAUUCCUAUUUUGGAAAAGCUUGCACCUGCUGAAGAUGAACUCACUUGCUUUUCUAAAGCUUCUCUCCUUCCAAUUGAUGAGUCAAAUCCAGAUUUGGAAGAAAAGAUGGAAGGUUCUUUUGGUUCACCAUCUAAACAAGAAAGUAGUGAGAGCUUGCCAAAAGAAGCCUUCUUGGUCCUCUCUGAUGAAGAGGAUAUCUCGGGUGAAAAGGAUGAGUCUGAAGUUAUAUCACAAAAUGAGACAUGCUCUCCAGAACAAAUAGAAAGCAAUGAAAAGGACAGCAAACCUGAGGAGGAAGAGCAAGUAAUACGUGAAGAUGAAAGACCUUCUGAGAAAAGUGAAUUCUUUAGAAGAAAACGUUCUAAGUCAGAGGACAUGGACAAUAUACAGUCCAAACGCCGUCGAUAUUUGGAAGAGGAAUAUGAGGCAGAAUUUCAAGUAAAGAUUACAGCCAAAGGAGAUAUAAACCAGAAGCUACAAAAGGUUGUACAGUGGUUACUGGAAGAAAAAUUGUGUGCACUGCAGUGUGCUGUAUUUGAUAAGACAUUGGCAGAAUUGAAAACACGAGUGGAAAAGAUUGAGUGUAACAAGAGGCAUAAAACAGUUCUUGCUGAACUACAGGCCAAGAUAGCCAGGUUAACCAAACGCUUUGGAGCAGCCAAAGAAGAUCUUAAGAAAAGACAAGAAAACCCACCAAACCCACCUGUAUCACCAGGAAAGUCUGUAGUUGAUGUCAUCAGCAAUAACAGUGUGCCCUACAGAAAUACAAACACAGUGAGACAGAUGUUGGAGUCCAAAAGAAAUAUAAGUGAGAGUGCACCACCAUCUUUUCAAACCCCUGUGAAUACAGUAUCUUCAACCAAUCUUGUCACUCCUCCAACGGUUGUCAGUAGUCAACCUAAAUUGCAGCCUCCAGUGACUUCAGGUUCUCUGACAGCCACAUCAGUUCUUCCUGCACCCAACACAGCUACAGUAGUUGCUUCUACUCAGGUGCCUAGUGGAAAUCCCCAACCUACAAUCUCUUUACAGUCUUUACCAGUGAUUUUACAUGUACCUGUUGCUGUAUCCUCCCAGCCUCAGCUCCUCCAGAGCCAUCCAGGGACUUUAGUGACCAAUCAACCAUCAGGCAACGUUGAAUUCAUUUCUGUACAAAGCCCACCUACAGUGAGUGGUCUUACCAAAAAUCCAGUGUCUUUGCCAUCUUUGCCAAACCCGAAACCAAACAACGUUCCUUCUGUGCCCAGUCCUAGUAUUCAAAGGAAUUCUCCUGCCAGUGCUGCACCAUUAGGAACAACGCUUGCUGUACAGGCUGUUCCAACAGCACACUCUAUUGUACAAGCCACCAGGACUUCUUUACCUACAGUAGGCCCAUCAGGACUCUAUAGUCCAUCAAAUAAUCGAGGUCCUAUACAGAUGAAAAUUCCAAUUUCUGCUUUUAGUACUUCAUCUCCUGCAGAACAGAGCAGCACUACCACCACAAGAAUUGAAAACCAGACAAACAAAACAGUAGAUGCUUCUGUUAAUAAGAAAGCAGCCGAUAGCACAUCACAGAGUGGAAAAGCCACAAGCAGCGAUUCAGGUGGUGUCAUUGAUCUCACAAUGGAUGAUGAAGAGAGUGGAGCUUUACAAGACCCUAAAAAGGUAAAUCAUACCCCUGUGUCAACCAUGAGUUCUUCUCAGCCUUUAUCUCGACCAUUGCAACCCAUCCAGCCGGCACCACCUCUUCAACCAUCUGGAGUGCCAACAAGUGGACCAUCUCAGACAACCAUACACUUACUACCUACAGCUCCAACCACCGUGAAUGUAACACAUCGUCCAGUGACUCAGGUGACCACGAGACUCCCUGUACCGAGAGCUCCUGCAAACCACCAGGUGGUUUAUACAACCCUGCCCGCACCACCAGCUCAGGCUCCCCUGCGAGGGACUGUUAUGCAGGCUCCUGCUGUUCGGCAGGUCAAUCCCCAAAACAGUGUUACAGUCCGAGUGCCUCAAGCAACUACAUAUGUUGUAAACAAUGGAUUAACCCUGGGAUCAACAGGACCUCAGCUCACAGUGCAUCACCGACCACCACAAGUGCAUACUGAGCCCCCACGCCCUGUGCACCCAGCACCCUUACCAGAAGCCCCACAACCACAGCGUCUGCCCCCUGAAGCUGCCAGCACGUCUCUGCCUCAGAAGCCUCACUUGAAGUUAGCACGAGUUCAGAGUCAAAAUGGCAUUGUACUGUCCUGGAGUGUUCUGGAGGUGGACAGAAGCUGCGCCACUGUUGACAGCUACCACCUGUAUGCUUACCACGAGGAACCCAGUGCCACUGUACCCUCACAGUGGAAGAAGAUUGGCGAAGUCAAGGCACUUCCCUUGCCUAUGGCAUGCACUCUCACCCAGUUCGUGUCUGGCAGCAAAUACUACUUUGCAGUACGAGCCAAGGAUAUUUACGGGCGUUUUGGACCUUUCUGUGAUCCUCAGUCAACAGAUGUGAUCUCUUCUUCGCAGAACAGUUAAACCUUGGAGCCUUUCUCUCUUCCUCUUUCAGAAGUUCUACUUUUUGGUCUUGUUUUAAUCUUGUGCAUGAUACCCAUUGUAAAAUGCACAUUGUGCAAGAUUUCUUGGACCGAUGUGUAUAUACACUACAUUUGUUUAUAAUCAGAAUAAA
Molecule: messenger RNA, 3883 nt
Organism: Budorcas taxicolor (takin)
Lineage: Eukaryota; Metazoa; Chordata; Mammalia; Artiodactyla; Bovidae
Gene: ATF7IP
Product: activating transcription factor 7 interacting protein
Exons: 14
Coding region: 4-3732 (1242 amino acids)
Biological process (GO): regulation of DNA-templated transcription
Cellular component (GO): nucleus; transcription regulator complex
Molecular function (GO): protein binding; transcription coregulator activity
Source: RefSeq, a predicted model, not a curated record